AUGCUUUUCAAGCAGCUUGCCCUGGCGGCGGCGGCCACGGCCUUUGCGAUCGUUCCCGAGAUAUCCGAACCGGACGAGAACAUCUUCAAGGCGCUCCCCGUCGAGCCCGAGACCUUCCAACUGCCCGCCGAAGCAUUCGGACAGAGCCUCGACGUUCCCUGUAGACAGUGCCGUGGCAGGGACACCCACCUAAAACUGGAUUUUGUCGUCGAGGAUGGCUCGAGAUUGAUGGUAAAUGGCUUUGAGCUGUAUCCCCAUGCCGACCCGUGGCGUGGUGAUCUGACUGCCGAUGUCGUGCGAGCAAGCGGAAGCGCCACGGAGCGCACUCUGGGAUACAGCUUGUCGGUUCUGCCCAGGGCCAAGGACGAGGAGCAGCAGCUGGAGCUGGUGGACGUCAAGCUGAGGGUCAUCGAGGUCGGCCACCGAUUUGUCGACGACAUUCCCGUGGUCAAGGUUGGCCUGAUCAAGGCCGUCACCGGUGACAUUGUCAUUUCUGAUAUGCAGCUCAUGGCCGCACCUGAGAUGCCCUGCACCACCAUGUGGUGCCGUGCCAAGCAAGCUCUCAAGGGCUUCAGUGGCUGCCACCGAAAGGGUCCUCAUGGCCCCGAGGAGGCCAACCAUCCUCCUCCCCCUCACCCUCACCAUGCUCCUCCUCCUCCUCCUCCUCCCCACCACAAGCCUCAUCAUCACGGCCGGCCUCACCACCACCACGAGCCUGAGGACUGGAACACCCAGCGCGACUGGCGCCGCCUUGUUAGGAACGUCGCUUCGCACAUUGUGCUGCCCGUCCUCAUGGGCAUUACUGCUGGUGUCGGUGUUGCAUUCCUUGCCAUGUUCUUGUGCAGCGUCGUCUACCGUAUCAGCAUGUUCGUCCGUGGUGGAUCUCAACGCCGCUCAUGGUGUCCUCACCACCGACGCAACUCUACCCAAUUCCCCUCCGCUGAGGAGGAGAAGAGAGGCUUGUUGGAGGCUGAGGAAGCUCAGGACUCUACCCCGGCUCCCGCUUACCAGGCAGAACUAGCCGACAAAUAA
Trichoderma gamsii is the source of this 1032-nucleotide messenger RNA. RefSeq lists its product as hypothetical. Bases 1 to 1032 code for a protein of 343 amino acids. The transcript is spliced from 2 exons. The record is from RefSeq and is a predicted model, not a curated record. NCBI's taxonomy places the organism in Eukaryota, Fungi, Ascomycota, Sordariomycetes, Hypocreales, Hypocreaceae.